AUGGUGCGCACGCAGAAGAACAAGGCCACGGCCUACCACCUUGGCCAGCUGCGUGCGAAGCUCGCCAAGCUCAAGCGUGAGCUGAUCUCGUCGAGCGGCGGCGGCGGCGGCGGCGGCGGCGGCCUCGGUUUCGAUGUCGCACGCACUGGUAUCGCCAGUGUGGGCUUUGUCGGUUUCCCGUCGGUCGGUAAAUCUACACUCAUGUCGGGUCUCACGGGAACGACGUCCGAGGCGGCUGCCUACGAGUUCACAACACUGACCACCGUUCCUGGUACCAUGACAGUGCGCGGUGCCAAGAUCCAGGUGCUCGACCUGCCCGGUAUUAUCGAAGGUGCCAAGGACGGCAAGGGUCGUGGUCGCCAGGUCAUUGCUGUGGCACGGACGUGCAACCUGAUCUUUAUCGUGCUGGACGUGUGCAAGCCGUUGAAGGACAAGCAGAUCCUCGAGGCUGAGCUGGACGGCUUUGGUAUCCGCCUGAACAAGCGCCCCCCGAACGUGAUUGUGAAGAAGAAGGACAAGGGCGGCCUGGCGAUUACCAAUACCGUGCCGCUCACCAAGAUCGACCACGACGAGAUCAAGGCGGUGAUGAGCGAGUACCGCAUCGCGAACGCCGACAUUGCCUUCCGCGAGGACAUCACCGUCGACGAGCUGAUCGACGUGGUCGAGGGCAACCGCCACUACAUCCCGUGCAUCUACGUCCUGAACAAGAUCGACAGCAUCUCGAUCGAGGAGCUCGACCUGCUGUACAAGAUCCCGCAGUCGGUCCCGAUCUCCUCGCGCGAGUGGCUGAACGUCGACGAGCUGGUGGACAAGAUGUGGGACGAGCUGAACCUCGUGCGCAUCUACACCAAGCCGCGCAAGAGCCCGCCGGACUACACGGCCCCGGUCGUGCUGCGCCGUGGCAAGUGCACCGUGGAGGACUUUUGCAAUGCGAUCCACCGCGAGAUCUUCAAGCAGUUCAAGUACGCCAUGGUCUGGGGCACGUCCGCCAAGCACCCCCGUGGCCAGCGCGUGGGCGGCGACCACGUCCUGGAGGACGAGGACUGUGUGACGAUUUUCAAGCGCUAG
Malassezia japonica is the source of this 1068-nucleotide messenger RNA. It is a transcript of the gene RBG1, whose product is annotated as GTP-binding protein rbg1. Gene Ontology annotation, molecular function: GTPase activity; GTP binding. Lineage: Eukaryota; Fungi; Basidiomycota; Malasseziomycetes; Malasseziales; Malasseziaceae. Gene Ontology annotation, biological process: cytoplasmic translation. The transcript is spliced from 4 exons. The coding region runs from base 1 to 1068 and encodes 355 amino acids. The record is from RefSeq and is a predicted model, not a curated record. Gene Ontology annotation, cellular component: cytoplasm.